This is a messenger RNA of Ipomoea nil (Japanese morning glory), 1143 nucleotides long. RefSeq lists its product as uncharacterized. Bases 1 to 1143 code for a protein of 380 amino acids. Gene Ontology annotation, biological process: DNA integration. The transcript has 3 exons. NCBI's taxonomy places the organism in Eukaryota, Viridiplantae, Streptophyta, Magnoliopsida, Solanales, Convolvulaceae. Gene Ontology annotation, molecular function: nucleic acid binding. The record is from RefSeq and is a predicted model, not a curated record.
AUGACUGUUAAUACUGCUGGAGUUAAGCCAGUUUUUAAGGAGGCUGGGGAAGCUAGCGAUGAAGGUAGUCCUAUUUCUAAUUUCCAUAUAAAUGCUGCUCUUAAUUCACAUGAUAUAUGGAUAUUAGAUUCAGGAGCCACAGACCACAUAACAUAUUCUUUAGGUUAUUUUGAGGAAUACCAUAGUACUCAUGACAUCUCAGUGAGGUUACUUAAUGGACAAGUAGUGGAAGGAUCUCCUGGGACCAUGGGUGGUUUUGCUAGACAGGAGAAUGGUUUAUACUUGAUCAAUCACCCACCAAGCAAGAGAAAAAGAAAGUCCAAUGGUUUAUUUUCUGAAAUUCAGUGUAAUAGUGUGACAGUUGAGAUGUGGCAUUGUAGAUUGCGACAUUACCCUAUCAAUAAGAUACACUUGCUAAAUGGAAUAAAAUCUGUCUCUUUUCAUAAGCAGCUUGACUUUGUGUGUGAUGCUUGUCACCUUGCUAGACAAAAGAGAUCCCCCUUUCCUAUUAAAGGGGUGAGAACUGACAAUGGCACUGAGUUUAUGAUGGACACCUUCUUUAGAGAAAAAGGAAUUUUUCAUCAAAGGUCUUGUGUUUACACACCUCAACAAAAUGGGGUGGUUGAAAGGAAACAUCAAAACAUCCUAAGUGUGGCCAGGGCCCUAAGAUUCCAGUCUGGAAUUCCCAUACAGUUUUGGGGACAUUGUGUGAUACAUACAUCCUAUCUUAUCAAUAGAUUACCAACUGAGGUUCUUAAUGGUAAAACCCCUUAUGAGAUGUUGACUGGGAAAACUGCAUAUUACAGUCAACUCAGGACCUUGGGUUGCCUAUGUUUUGGUGGAACAAUCUCACAUGGGAGAAAUAAGAUGCAGCCUAGGGCAAGGAAGUGCAUUUUUUUGGGAUUCCCAGCUAAUGUAAAAGGAUACAUUUUAUAUGACAUUGUUGAUAAAGGUGUUUUUGUUUCAAGAGAUGUCAAGUUUUAUGAGCUUAUAUAUCCUUUUAAAGAACAAAGUGCAGAUUACAAUGAUAAUUUUCAUGCAGUAGAGGGGCUCAACCCUUCUUUACCUUGGUUUUCAUUGACAUUGAAGCAGAACCUACUGUUUUGUAACCUUUUGAUAUCCCAGCUGAUGAUGGAAUCAUGA